AUGGCAGCACGAGGGAGAUGGACGCUGGGACCGACCCAUAUCUGUGACCUGGCUGCCUGGAGGGUUUGCUUUGGGCCAGGCGCAGCAGUGCUGAUGGCGAAGAACCCAGCAGUCCGAGCAAUAAAACGACUGAAGAGGCUCUUCCACACGGCCAUUGGAAGUGUUGUGCAGGGAAGCGCCACGCUAGUCCAGCGCCUGCAGACGGGCUUGAUCGCCAACGGGUUUGAGUGGUGCGAGAAGCCUGCGGCCGUUUCUGCGGCCCAAGCAGCAUUUGGUGCUACCGGCUGGACUGCCAGCAUGUUUCACUCCCGGCUGCUGGCGAUGAGUGCCCCUAGCGGAGAGGUGUGGAUCACCGUCCAGAUGCAGGCAGGAUUCGCUAGUCCGUUUUCACUCUACCUCGAAACUACCUAG
Messenger RNA from Ramularia collo-cygni, 411 nucleotides. RefSeq lists its product as uncharacterized. NCBI's taxonomy places the organism in Eukaryota, Fungi, Ascomycota, Dothideomycetes, Mycosphaerellales, Mycosphaerellaceae. The record is from RefSeq and is a predicted model, not a curated record. Bases 1 to 411 code for a protein of 136 amino acids. The transcript has a single exon.